AUGUCCACCAGCGAGACCCCCGGGGGUGCGCCGUCCGUGCACACCCCGUUCUCCCCCAACUUCGACCCGAACUCGCCCGGCCCGCACGCGCAGACCCCGCUCGCGUUCCGCCCGGGCGUGCAGACCCUCGUCGAGGGCGCGUACCCCGCACCCGACCAGGGCGCAUACGCCGGCGCCGGCCAGACGGAGCCCGCGUGGUCGCAGCGCCUCUCCGUCUCGUUCAGCCAGAUCGCGGAGCAGAUCGCGGAGGCGUCGCGCGCGCUCGCGGUCGCCGGCGCGCCCGCGUCCUCGACCCCCGGCGCCGCAGGGGAGGUCGUUGGGGCGCUCGCCGCGCGGCUGGAGGCGAUCGAGCGCAACCAGGAGCUGAUGGGUGCGCAGCUGCAGGCGGUGCAGGACCGGCUCGCGCAGCUGUCCGUGAACGGGUCGGCGAGGCCGCGCGGGGAGAAGGGGCAUGGCGACGUGGAGGAGGUCUCGGAGCAUGAUGGCGAGUUCAAGACCGCCUCGGAGAUAGCGAUCGAGGAACUGCAGAAGCAGGUGCAGGGCGUCGUGGAGACGAUCCGUCUCGACCAAGCACGCUUGUACGCGCGGCUGCACAACGCGGCGGUGACUGCGAAUAAGCACUUGAUCAAGGCACCCGUCCUGGCUAACGGCAAGCCGCCGCCGAACUUCCCGAACACGAAGGGCGAGUUUGAGCACAUCACCAAGGAGCGCUAUGAGGCGCUGCUGAAGGGGUACAACCUGCCCGUCACCGGCGACACGAACGCGAAGCGAGAGGCGCUGCGCGAGUUUAUCGGGCUCACCCCUCCCAUAUGA
Messenger RNA from Trametes versicolor FP-101664 SS1, 813 nucleotides. RefSeq lists its product as uncharacterized. The transcript has 3 exons. Bases 1 to 813 code for a protein of 270 amino acids. The record is from RefSeq and is a predicted model, not a curated record. NCBI's taxonomy places the organism in Eukaryota, Fungi, Basidiomycota, Agaricomycetes, Polyporales, Polyporaceae.